GGGCCCGAAAUGAUACGCUUUCAUGGGGCCCAAAAUCUCUAACAGCACUCCUGGUACGAGCACUUCUUGAAAAUUUGUUACAUUGGUAGAAAUGGUCAAUGUCAAUGGAUAAUUUAGUUAGGACUCUGUGCCUGUAAUUGGCAGGUUGCCGAUCCUGUGAUGGGUUAAGUGUUUUUCCCCCCUGGGCCCUUAAGCAAUAGUCUUAACCCUAGUUUCACCAAGGAGUGGCUGAUCAUGCUUUCUAAAUUGUCACUUUGGAUUAAACCAUCUGGUAAAGAAAGGUAUUUAUUAUUUGUUGUUAAAUGCAAUUUGCAUUUGAAUGGAUGAGGAAAAUACUAUGCAUUCAUUGAACAGGUCAGGAAGUUGGUGUUUGGAAAAUGGGAGGCAGCAGCAGUACUGAACCCCCAGGAGAAAGAAAACUGUGCAGCGAGUGGUGAAGCAGGAGACGAAACCAACAAUCCUUGACAAACCAUGGAGGAAUAUUGAUUGGGAUGACAGUACAAGAAACUGUCUCAAGACGUUGGUGAAAGAAUACACACCCAUUAUUAAGUCGGUACCUCAGGCUCGGAUUCUUCUGGUUGGUGAUGUUGGUGCUGGAAAAUCAAGCUUCUUCAAUUCCAUCAGCUCUGUCUUCUGUGGCACCAUGACAAGCCAAGCCAAUGCAGGACCCAAUCCCACCAGCCUGACCCUGAAGUAUCGCACUUACAAGGUGAGGGAUGGCCGAGGUGGACAGCCUCUCUCAUUCCUCCUGUGUGACACUAUGGGAUUGGAAGCAAAUAAAGUGGGACAGGAAAAUGAAAAUAAAAAUGCAGGGGUGCACAUUGAAGAUAUUGACAGCAUCCUGAAGGGCUACAUACCGGAUGGGUACCAGUUUAACCCUGAAACACCAUGGAGCCAAGAUGGUGAUCAAACUCACAUUCCACCACUUCAGGAGAGAAUCCACUGUGUGGUGUUUGUGGUGAACGCCUCAAAACUUCCACUUAUGAAUUCAGACAAAGACAAAAAUAAAUUCAUUCAAAUCAAGAACAAAGCUAACCAGCUGGACGUCCCUCUAAUGGUUCUACUGACCAUGUUGGACAUAGUGUGCCCAGACGUGGAAAAGGACUUGAAGAACGUGUACUGGAGUACCUACUUAAAGGAGAAGAUCGAAAAAGCAAGUCAAUUACUGGGCAUCCAAGUGUCAAGUGUGUUUCCAGUGAAGAAUUACUGCCGCGAGGAUAAGCUGGACAUGUGCUGUGACAUCCUGCUUCUCACCGCAAUGCAGAAAAUGCUACACUUAUCUGACGAUUUCUUUGCUAAUUUUGAGUAAGACACAGAGUGAGAGAUGGAUUUAAAUUUGUCUUUUCACUCAGGCAUAUAUGAUGUAAGGAAUAAUUGACU
Molecule: messenger RNA, 1380 nt
Organism: Paramormyrops kingsleyae
Lineage: Eukaryota; Metazoa; Chordata; Actinopteri; Osteoglossiformes; Mormyridae
Source: RefSeq, a predicted model, not a curated record